CCCCCUCAGAAGAGCCCGGGAACUCCACCAUGGGAGGAGACACAGGGAGGAGGAUACAAAAGCACUGCACAAGACACACGAGUUUCGGGCGGACGUGAGAGGGAGGAGAGUAUACAGAAGACUACAUUUCCCAAUUUCCUUAUCUCUAUUGCUGCCCUUUGACUAUUGGAGCAGUGUUAUUUUCUUUUUUCCUCCAGGCUGCAUUUCUGAGGUGUCCAGAAGAGAACAGCAGGGAAGAAAGUGACAGUGAAUAAACUUCUUGUCUAUGACAGCAAACUCUGGGAAGAAGGAAGACCCCCGCCUGCUUAAUUCAACAUGACCCCCUGGAUGACCUUCAUAUUUUGGGGUCUUCUUUAUCUUGAUGUGGCAUCAUCUGACCCUCCAAACAUCAUCCUGAUCUUUGCUGAUGAUCUUGGCUAUGGAGACUUGGGGUGCUAUGGACACCCUACUUCCCGUACGCCAAAUCUUGAUCUGAUGGCAGCCAAAGGACUACGUUUCACAGAUUUCUACACCACCGGUGCGGUGUGCUCACCCUCCAGAGCCAGUCUCCUGACUGGUCGUUUCCAGACCCGUUCUGGAGUGUACCCUGGAGUGUUUUACCCCAGCUCGGUAGGUGGACUUCCUCUGAAUGAGAUUACCAUUGCUGAAGUACUUCAGUCUCGUGGAUAUGUCACAGCCAUGGCAGGUAAAUGGCAUCUGGGACUGGGAGCUAAUGGAACGUUCCUCCCCACACGUCAGGGAUUUCAGCACUUUUUGGGUGUUCCUUAUUCACAUGAUCAGGGUCCCUGUAAGAAUUUGAUAUGUUUCCCUCCAAGCACACAGUGCUAUGGGACAUGUGACUUGGGGGAGACCCUUCUGCCUGUGUUCAUCGAUGAGAAGAUCUUGCAACAGCCAGUGAACUUUACUGGACUAGUGCCUAUGUAUGAGCAAUUUAGCAAGGAAUUUAUGCGUGAGGCAGUGAGCAAAAGGAAGCCUUUCUUUCUGUACUAUGCAUCACAUCAUACACAUUACCCACAGUUUGCAAGUGCUCGGUAUACAGGGCAUUCUCCAAGGGGAAAAUAUGGAGACGCACUUCUGGAAUUGGAUGGAACAGUGGGGGAGCUGAUGAAGUCCGUGUGGGAUAUGGGAAUUCAGAAUAACACACUGAUCAUCUUUACUUCUGACAAUGGACCAGAGACAAUGCGUAAAGAGAGAGGUGGUAGCUCUGGUCUCCUGAAAUGUGGUAAAAGUACAACUUAUGAGGGAGGCUUGCGAGAACCGGCUAUCAUGUAUUGGGAAGAGAAGAUAAAACCAGGAGUGACCUCCGAACUGGCCAGCACUCUGGACAUUCUGCCUACAGUAGCAUCUUUAGCGGGCGCUCCUGUUCCCGAAGUCACUUUAGAUGGAUAUGAUAUAAGUAAACUUAUUCUCAAUGGCGAAAAGAGUCAAAGGAACACUUUUUAUUAUUACCCUCCAUCUAUCGAUCCAACCAGAGGGAUCCAUGCCCUGAGGAUGGGAAAAUACAAAGCUCAUUUCUAUACACAAGGAGCAUUUCACAGUGAAACAACUCCAGAUCCAGACUGCCACAUCACUGCACUGUUGACUGAACAUAACCCGCCAUUGCUGUUUGAUCUUGACACAGAUCCUGCUGAGAACUACAACUUGCUGAAAGUAGUUAUCCCUAAAGACCUAGAACCAAUUGUAAAUGCAAUCCAAAAUGAGCGGGAAAGGUUUCUGAAAAGUAUGACUUAUGCUGAAAGUGAAAUUAACAAAGGCAAAGAUCCUUCAUUGAGACCGUGUUGCAACCCAGAUUGCACACCUAAGCCAAACUGUUGCCGCUGUUAAUUCUACAGUAAACUUCAAUGAUUUUCUGAACAUGCCU
Molecule: messenger RNA, 1861 nt
Organism: Hyla sarda
Lineage: Eukaryota; Metazoa; Chordata; Amphibia; Anura; Hylidae
Gene: ARSA
Product: arylsulfatase A
Exons: 9
Coding region: 316-1824 (502 amino acids)
Molecular function (GO): arylsulfatase activity
Source: RefSeq, a predicted model, not a curated record